CUCCUCUCCGCACGAAUGGGGCGACCGGAGAAGCGUUCACGCGCUUCGGGCGGAGGUAUCAUAAUUUUAGCUUCUAGGCUAGGUGACGCAAGCUACCGCCUAUUAAAAAGGGUACAGCCGUCCAUUCAUUUAUCCAGCCAGCGCAGUAGCGACCACUGUGGCCAACGUUGACUGUGACAGCGACCGAGCCACCGAGCUGUUUUUCCGUCUCCCUCGGGCCGUGUUCCCGCAUGCGUUUCUGACGACGGCCGUCGCGCCAGCGGUGCUGUCCUCUUCCCAGUUCCCAUCCGGGCGUGAACGCAAGCUGCUUCGCGCCAAGCAUGAAGCUCGCCGCCGUCGCAGUGCUGCUGUGCGCGCUCGCACACUGCGUGUUGGGUGCCGACCUUCCGGACGUGCCUACGACCGUUCCGACCUCGCCCAACGAGGCGGUGUCUGUACCCUCGGCACCCCAGAAGAACGAGACAACCGUCGAACCCCCGGUGACGACUCCUAAUGGGACGACGGUGGCUCCCCCGGUGCCCACCACCAACGGGACGACGGUGGCUCCCCCGGUGCCCACCACCAAUGGGACGACGGUGGCUCCCCCGGUGCCCACCACCAACGGGACGACGGUGGCUCCCCCGUCGACCACCACCAACGGGACGGAGGCGCCCACGACCCCCGCGUCGGUGCCGACUGCGGCCCCCUCGGGCCAGCUGCCCGAGCGGCACUUCGACGCCCUCAGCUUCGUCGGGGGCAUCAUCCUGUCCCUGGGUUGCCUGGCCAUCCUCUACGUGGGCUUCAAGUUCUACAAGGCACGCACAGAGCGCAACUACCACACGCUCUGAGCCCGCCCCCGCUCGGCCCCCGGGGCCACCUUCCGCAGGUUCCACGGAGGCGGGCCCCGUGUUUCGGGGCCGACUUGCGGUCCUUCUGCGGGACGUCCCCGGGACGAGCGGCUGGCGGCAAGUGCGCGAGCUAGCUGGCCUCGGGCGGGCCGGGUCCUCCCGACCGUGCGGCGCCAGGGCUAGUCCACUGCGGCGGAAUGGGGAGGAAGACUCGCUGCUCCGUCACGGUUGCCCGGCCGGCCCGCCAUCGAGUCGGUCGGGGUCUCGUCCUCGGGCAAUAAGGGUAAAAAGUCGGGUCCCCCGAGCCGCGCCUCUGCGGGACAAUCUUUUGUUGGGUCGCUUCAACCUUUCUAGCCUCUUUUGUCUACGCCGUUCCGGCUGCAUCCUAGUGGAUGGGGCAGUCAGUUGAGAGUCAAAAAUUGCGGCGGCGUUUUCGUCUUGCGUGGAAUAGAGGUUGUCUCUCGGGCAUAACUCGUUAGCUGAUUUCUUUUGGGGGCACCGCAAAGGCCGUUUCGUCAACGUGCGCGUCGGCGCUAUUCUUUCGCCGUAAACUGCGUGGUAACCGCCGUGAGAAGUUGCCGUGAAAGAAAAUUGCGAGUCUAAAUGAUGCGUCCCCGUUCUCUUCUCGAUCCGCGAUGGGUCUGUCGCGAGCGGAGAGAUCGGCCCCUCUGUCACUGGCGCCUGUUGCCUCGCGCUGCUCCCGCAAACUCGUUGCUGCCGUCGUUAGUUUCUGCAAAUUCGACGCGGACGCUCGAAACCGGCGGUCGUUGUAGAUAUGUACGGCGAUUUGUGCCGACUCCCGCGCGGUGCUCCCAGUGCACCUACUGCGGCUUGCAAAGCUUAGCGAGGGUGACACCUCGCUUUCGUGCAGCUUGCACAUUCCCUCCGACUGCCCCGUACUUACGAGACACGCUUAAUGGCUGCAGAAGCUUCUGCUGGAGUCGCUUAAGAAUGCUUCUUCCAACGCUUACUUCUAAAGAUUGCUUUAUUUGUUCUUAAUAUCGACAUAAUGCUGCCCAAGUUCCUUGCGUCUCUAGGCCCAGGCUUAAUACCUGCUGCAGAAGCACGCCUGCGGUACAUUUUUUUCCCCAAUCUGAAGCAAACGCUGCCUCGAUUUCUUAACGCGAUGCUCUCCAACCCGCUCCUGCAAGGGCUCUGCCCAAUUGCGAGCUGGCCCCUGGAUCCUCACAGUGCCGUCGGGAGACAUCUAUACCUGUAAAUAGGAGCUGCACCUGUAAUUUAUUCUGGUAUGGAGCGAAUAAAGGUACUAGAUUUUUCGGUGGA
Molecule: messenger RNA, 2111 nt
Organism: Ixodes scapularis (black-legged tick)
Lineage: Eukaryota; Metazoa; Arthropoda; Arachnida; Ixodida; Ixodidae
Exons: 2
Coding region: 321-827 (168 amino acids)
Cellular component (GO): cytoplasmic vesicle
Source: RefSeq, a predicted model, not a curated record